CUUCUUCUUCUUGUUCGGGCCGAAUAUCAUUUUGACAUUCACACAGCCUGAUAGGGAUCCAGCGCAGUGCCGCAUAAGUUUUUUUUUUGGUUAAAGUUUUCAUAUAGUUUUCCAUAAAACGGUUAAAGUCUUGUUUUAAACGGAAUAAUUCAUACCAUUUUCGUUGCACGUAAUGGCUUCUGUACGUCUCUUGAGCAAUAUUAGUAGAUUCUCAUGGAAAUCCUCACGGAUAGGAUGCUUCAGUCCAGCUGGACUCUCCCUAAAGCGAUAUGUUAGUGAUGCAGCACCUCAGAAGCAUAUUAAAACGAAAGUCGUCGAUGGAGUCCUUGUUGUCACCCUCGAUUCCCCCAAUGUUAAAGUGAAUUCCCUUGGAGAUGAAGUGAGCAAAGAGUUUGAAAAUGUCCUCAGGGACUUGGAAACGAAUGCUGGGGUAAACUCUGCUGUAGUGAUUUCAGCAAAGCCAGGAUGUUUUGUUGCCGGUGCCGAUAUAAGUAUGCUGGAAAAGUGCAAGACUGCUCAAGAUGGUGAGAAAGUCUCUCAUGGUGGCCAAAUAAUGUUUAAUCGUCUGGAGCAGUCAAAGAAACCUAUUGUGGCAGCUAUAAAUGGUGCCUGUUUGGGUGGUGGACUCGAAUUGGCACUCGCCUGCCACUAUAGAAUUGCUACAAAAGACAAGAGCACAAGCCUGGGGUUGCCAGAAGUAAUGCUAGGUCUUCUCCCUGGAGCUGGUGGCACCCAGAGGCUGCCGAGACUGACUUCCCUGCCAACAGCUCUGGACUUGGCAUUAACGGGAAAAUCUCUGAAAGCUGAUAAAGCUAAAAAAUUAGGCCUUGUAGAUCUUUUGGUUACACCGCUUGGUCCGGGACUUCAACCACCUGAGAUCAAUACAAUUCAGUACCUGGAAAAGGUUGCCGUGCAAAUUGCAAAAGAUAUCGCAACGGGAAAACUAAAAGUAGAUCGAGAGAAGAAGGGUGUUGUGAAUAAGAUUAUGGCUUUUGCAUUGGACAUUGGAUGGGUGAAGGAUAAGGUAUUUGGCAAGGCUAAGGAGCAAGUGAUGAAACAAACAGGCGGUCUCUAUCCAGCUCCACUCAAGAUUCUUGAUGUAAUUAGAGUUGGAGCUGAUAAAGGAAUUGAUGCGGGAUACGAGGCAGAACGUAUUGCUUUUGGUGAGCUCACCCAAACACCCCAAUCUAAAGGUCUCAUUGGUCUGUUCAGGGGUCAAACAGAAUGCAAAAAGAAUCGUUUCGGAAAACCAUCUACCCCUGUGAAAACGAUUGGUGUUUUAGGAGCGGGUUUAAUGGGGGCAGGUAUUGUUCAAGUGAGUAUUGACAAGGGGUACAAUGUUGUGAUGAAGGAUACAACAGAUGCGGGUCUCAAUCGUGGUCUUGGGCAAAUACAAACAGGCUUUGAGAAUGCCGUAAAGCGAAAGAGACUCACAGCUCUCAAUCGCGAUAAGCACUUAGCCAAUCUCACUUCAACACUCAGCUAUGAGCCAUUCCGCAAGGCUGAUAUGGUAAUUGAAGCUGUCUUCGAAAAUAUAGACAUCAAACAUAAAGUGAUUAAGGAGUUGGAAGCCGUUGUGCCGGCCCAUUGUAUAAUUGCCACAAAUACGAGUGCAAUUCCAAUUACAAAAAUUGCUGCUGGAAGUUCCCGACCGGAUAAAUUGAUUGGAAUGCAUUAUUUCUCACCUGUUGACAAAAUGCAACUCCUUGAGAUCAUUACACAUCCUGGUACGUCCAAGGAUACCAUAGCUAGUGCUGUUGCUGUUGGAUUGAAACAAGGAAAGGUCGUCAUAACUGUUGGUGAUGGUCCAGGCUUCUAUACAACGAGGAUCUUAUCUACUAUGAUCUCAGAAGGAAUUAGAAUAAUGCAAGAAGGAACUGACCCGAAAGACCUCGAUAAAAUGACAAAAUCGUUUGGCUUCCCUGUGGGUUGUGCAACAUUAGCCGACGAAGUAGGUGUUGAUGUGGGUGCGCAUAUAAGUGUUGACCUGGCUAAGGCUCUGGGUGAUAGAAUAAGCGGUGGGGACCUUGGGCUCUUGGAGGACAUGGUAAAGGCUGGUUUCCUUGGUCGAAAAUCCGGCAAGGGAAUCUUUAUCUAUGACUCCGCUAGUCGUGGGUCGCGUGAAGUAAACCCCGGUGCUCUGGAGAUUAUCAAACAGAAAUAUCCCCUUGUAUCAAAGGGUGCGAAUUCCGUUGAGGAUCUUCAAUUGCGAAUGGUCUCACGGUUUGUCAAUGAAGCUGUUUUGUGCCUUGAAGAGAAGAUUCUCGAUAAUCCCCUCGAGGGUGAUGUUGGUGCAGUCUUUGGUUUGGGCUUCCCACCAUUUACCGGUGGGCCCUUCCGCUGGGUGGAUCAAUAUUCAGCAUCAAAAUUGGUGGAUAAAAUGCUCUCAUACGCUGAUCUCUACGGUGCACCCUUCAAACCGGCACAAACACUUCUCGAUAUGGCAAAGGAUUCCUCAAAGAAAUUCCAUAAAUCCUCCUAAAUUACGGGACAGCACGAAGCAAGGUACAACAUUUCCAAUAAAUUUUCAUUUUUUUACAUUUCAAAAAAAAAAACAUUAUGAAAAAAAUAAAUUAGAGAGAACAAUUCAAUGCCCCUUAACGCUAUCACAUACAUUUCUUUGAUGCCUACAAAGAAUUAUAAAGUCGAUUAAUUUAUUUAGGAAACCGAAAUUAUUUUUGGCAUCGCUCGACUGAUAUUCGAGAUGAUUCAGUUCUACCAUUUUACACAGUGUGUUACAUUUUUCUUGUAUUAGCCUAACACAAAAUGACGAAAAUCACGUUAAAAAAAAACGAAGAUAAUGUAGUGGCUUUACUGAUGCAAGAGAGAGCAACACAUAGAACUACUUAAAAAUAGGAUCAAUCUUACAUUUUAUAUACAAUAGAAACUCAAUUGCUGUUUUUUUUGUCGUUUGAUUACUUUAAAAUGAGUUUUUCUAAAAAGAAUUGCGAAUCAUUUAGGAUUUUAGCUUAAAAAUUCAUGAGAUGAGAAUGUUUUUUUUAUACGCUCUAGCUGUCUGAUGUAAAAUGCAAGUGAGAAAAUUUAUAUUAAAAUAUGUUUUUUUUUUCA
Lutzomyia longipalpis is the source of this 3069-nucleotide messenger RNA. It is a transcript of the gene Mtpalpha, whose product is annotated as trifunctional enzyme subunit alpha, mitochondrial. Gene Ontology annotation, molecular function: NAD+ binding; long-chain (3S)-3-hydroxyacyl-CoA dehydrogenase (NAD+) activity; enoyl-CoA hydratase activity. The transcript is spliced from 7 exons. Gene Ontology annotation, biological process: fatty acid beta-oxidation. Gene Ontology annotation, cellular component: mitochondrion; mitochondrial fatty acid beta-oxidation multienzyme complex. The record is from RefSeq and is a predicted model, not a curated record. The coding region runs from base 173 to 2482 and encodes 769 amino acids. Lineage: Eukaryota; Metazoa; Arthropoda; Insecta; Diptera; Psychodidae.